This is a messenger RNA of Camponotus floridanus (Florida carpenter ant), 1339 nucleotides long. RefSeq lists its product as uncharacterized. The record is from RefSeq and is a predicted model, not a curated record. NCBI's taxonomy places the organism in Eukaryota, Metazoa, Arthropoda, Insecta, Hymenoptera, Formicidae. The transcript is spliced from 3 exons. The coding region runs from base 72 to 1088 and encodes 338 amino acids.
GGAAAUGUAAAAAAAGUGACUAUCUAGAGUUCCGUCAAAGAUUUCGCGUGGAAGAGGUUUCCUUUGUGAGAAUGCCUCAGAUCAUGGCAGAAACGUUUGCGAGAGGGCUGCUAGAUAAGAUAAUGGUAGACGUUCUGGACGUUAUAGAUCGCGAUGCAGAGGACGGAAAAUCCUGGGAGCAGCACGUUGAUGAGGAAAUAAACGAUGCCCAAUCGGAAUUUGUACACAGAUCGCAAGCAUUCGAACAUACACACGUAAAUUAUAGUAAGGCUGAAGAAAUAGAAUUGAUCGCCAAGAUAGUCCGCGAUUUGCGCGAUAUACAAAUCGGAGAUUCGCGUUACGUGCUACCACCUUCACUGUUGGCAUUGGAGAAACAGAUGAAAUGCGGCGCGUGCAACGUCGACGGUGUGUCGCUCACGAACGCGACAGCUGACGUCGCCGAAACUCGGCAUACAAUUCAAGGUCAAGGUGAUACGCAUCAGAUUAUACACGCGAUUCUUGAGCCACCGAUUGAGCCGGCGGAAUUGACAAAAGCGAUCCGGAAGGAGGAGGAAACGGUUAAUGAAGCGGCCACCGUAACCAUCGGUUUGUUACAUCAGCUGAUCGAAGAGUUGGAGAACAAAACAGUUUUAGUUUGCUCCAAAAAUGACACUUCGAUUAAUAAAGAACGCAUCGCCAAUUGGGAAGAGAAGGAGGAGCAAUUCAUUAGAACCAUCGAGGACAAUGUUGACAAUAAACAAAAAAUUACGAUGGAGACUCUUCCAGGGAGUGAAUCGGUUGGUCGUUUUCGCGUCAUCGAGCUGAAACACAAAGAUCAUGAAGAACUAAGAUCUCACUCGAGUCAGCAUGUAGCAUCUAUCUCAAGAGAUAUUGAUCUCGAUGAAAUUCAGCUUGAGAAAUGCGGAUCUAACUCGAUGUCGUCAUUAAAGCCGUCACACGACGACACCGCCAUGGAGCAGAUUCUAGCUAUCGAAGACGUGGAGAAGAGAAAGACAUUUGGUGAAUCGACUAAGAAGAAGAAGAGGAAAGGUUUAGGCAGCAGAUUGAGAAAACUCUUCCGCGCCGUUUUCGGUCGUCAGAAGAAUUGAUGCAGAUGUCCGGAAGGAAUGUUACUUCGUGAUCUACGUUAAAUACACGACGACGAUUUCCUUUCGUAGAACGGCCUUUUAAAUGCGUGCUUCUGACAGGGAAUCAUAUUGUUCGUUCAUGAAUCUAACGAAUAAAAAUAACUUUAUAGUCACCAAUUAAUCUUCACUUUGAUAUCCAUUACAACUUAAAUGCGACGCAUGAAUCUGAAGAUUCUGCACAUUCCUAGAUGUUAACCGCCCAAACAUUAUAC